GCAAAGCGGUCAUCACCAAUUAGUUUGGUGAUUAAAUGACGCUUGGAAUAUGAGUUUAUGUGUAACUAGUUAUUAAAAACAAUCGUUCGAGGUGAAUUGACAUUGUUUAGUCGUCACGUUUCAUUGGCAUUUAACAUCUACAGAAUUCUGUGCUAAAACAACGAUGAGACUGGACGAUAUAACCUAUAAAAUGGGGGUUUGUUUGUCAAUACGGUAACAGUUUUAACGGCUGUAAAAAAUCACAAGAAUUUAAGGAACAGUUAUCGGACAAAGCAUAGUGUAGUUUACGUUUAUGCUUGUUUGAUUAAUUGGUAUGCCACAAGAAGGAAUAUUGCAAAAUACUGUGUUCAAUACACGUUUGAAAUUUCUAAGCAUGUCAGGGAAAAGGAAAAAAGUUACAGUGACCAUGGAAAAGAAGCUAGAAGCUCUGUUUCGAAUCGAUAAAGGUGAGCCAAUGAAGAGUGUUGCUAUUGAUUUUGGAGUAGGAACAUCCACUGUUUCUGACUGGAAAAAGAAUAGAAAAGAAAUUGAGAACUUUUGUGCCAAGAUGGUUACCAGGGACAGUUUAGGUAACAGGGGGACAGUUAAGAAAGCAAAGAAUGUUACACUUGAUGAAGCCCUCUACAUGUGGUACAUUCAAGAACGUGAAAAAGGUGCCCCAAUAUCUGGGCCUAUGUUAAGGAAAAAGGCUCUCAGUCUUAACAAUAAUUUAGGUGGUGAUCCCACUUUUACUGCAAGCGUGGGAUGGCUAGGGAGAUGGAAAGCACGCCAUGGGAUCAAACUUACUCUUUCCUGUGAAAAUUUAUUGGGGGAUACCACUCUAAAUAAUAAUGGUGAUCAUCAGCUGCUAUUGGAUGACAAUCUUGUGACAGUGUGUCUGUCCACGCAAGAUGAAGUGGAAAUGAAAGAGGAAGGGGAAGAGUUAGCAAGCUUGAACCAUACUGAGGCUGUAGAAAUGCUUCAAAAAUUGAUAAAAUACUUUGAGCAUCAAAGUGAAACUUUAGGAAGUGAACUAAUGACACUGAAGCACCUACACGACCGUGUAUCAAAAAAGUGUCUAUUGACUUUGAAACAGGAACCAACUAGAGAUUUUGUUAAAUAAUAUUUACCAUUGUACAGUUAUAAAAUGCAUAAUUUCCCUAUCACCGAUCUUGCCAUUGUAAAUAAAUUAUGUAAAUAUAUAUUCCUUCGUACUUGUACGUGUGCAAGAACAAAUUUUUUUAGGUUAUCUUCGUCAGAGUUACAUAUGAAAAAAUACCCCUAAUUUAUACCUUUGGCAAUAGAACUAAAAGAAACAGAUAUUUUCGCCAAAAAGUUACUCAUAAAACCCCCUAAUUGCCGUAGUUAAAUUUACUGGUGUUUACUUAAGUUACCCACGGUAAACUUGCAAUUUACGACUUCAAGAUUAGAUUUCAAAUUGCUAAACAUUACUAUCUUAUCUACGCUUAUUUUCACACGUUACAUAUUCAAUGUUUUCUACAAUAUUCAUUGUUCUUGGCCUGACGCGUAAGGUGAGUAAAAUUUGGCCUUAAAUUUUCUAAAUAGUAUAUGAAAAUUUACGUAAUAAUAUAAGCUUUGU
Colletes gigas is the source of this 1579-nucleotide messenger RNA. It is a transcript of the gene cag, whose product is annotated as jerky protein homolog-like. NCBI's taxonomy places the organism in Eukaryota, Metazoa, Arthropoda, Insecta, Hymenoptera, Colletidae. Bases 314 to 1102 code for a protein of 262 amino acids. Gene Ontology annotation, molecular function: DNA binding. Gene Ontology annotation, cellular component: nucleus. The transcript is spliced from 2 exons. The record is from RefSeq and is a predicted model, not a curated record.